AUGAAAAUUUGUGAAGUUCUUCAGGCUAAUGUAUUGUUGGAAAAAUUUCCUCCUUCCUGGAGGGAGUUCCGUAACAAUCUUAAGCAUAGGAAAGAGUUCCUGUCUCUUCAGGAACUAAUCAGUCAUAUGAGGAUUGAAGAGGCAAACCGGAUCAAGGAUAAUCAGGACUCGGUUCUUGUCAAUGUUACCAAAGCUAAUCUGGUGGAAUCUGCUGUUGCUUCUUCAGGUUCUGAUAAGUUUGAAGGUAAAGGUAAGAAGGUCAUCAAUAAAGGUAAGAAGCAAGGGAAAUUUAACAAACCGAAUGGUAAGAUUCAGAAGAGGACUGUCCUUUGCUAUGUAUGCGGAUUUUGUGAUGCAAGUUGGGUAUCUGGCAAUGAUGAGAUUAGUUCAACUAGUGGGUAUGUGUUUACCCUUGGUGGUAGUGGAAGUCUUCGAAGCAGACUUGUAUAG
Messenger RNA from Beta vulgaris subsp. vulgaris (sugar beet), 450 nucleotides. RefSeq lists its product as uncharacterized. The record is from RefSeq and is a predicted model, not a curated record. The transcript is spliced from 2 exons. Bases 1 to 450 code for a protein of 149 amino acids. Lineage: Eukaryota; Viridiplantae; Streptophyta; Magnoliopsida; Caryophyllales; Amaranthaceae.